Cercopithifilaria johnstoni is the source of this 2093-nucleotide messenger RNA. The record is from the annotation of a GenBank genome assembly. Lineage: Eukaryota; Metazoa; Nematoda; Chromadorea; Rhabditida; Onchocercidae.
AUAGUGGACGUGUUGGAUUUUAUUUGCGGGUAACAGCGGUAGAAGAUUGGUGUGAACGCGAUUUCCCCGGAUAUUAUACUUAUGAUAUUGGACCGAUGGAACGAUCUCAUAUUAUUCCCGCGACAACAAGUAAUUCUGAACCGUUGGAAAUUCAACAUGAUUGUACAUAUCUUGUACAUAUGCAUUCAAUACCAUAUCCUUAUGGUGAUCCAAAUUUUGCUACCGGUAUAAAGUAUAUGGUACCUACAUGUAUUGAAGGAUACUGUAGCUGUGCUAAUCAAAAUGCUGUACCAGUAGCUGAAAAUGUAUCAGUUCGAACAUUUCAAAAAGGUGGCACUAUAAAAGCAGCUGUUAGUUGGAUAUAUCCCGCUAUCAGCGGUCAUACGCAUCAGUUUCGAUUUGAUCUCAGCGAAAGAUUUUAUCAUAACCAUCUCAGUUUCGCUAAUUCAAAUGCAUUCAAAUAUCGUAUCGCUGAUAUGCCAUCACAUGUUGUCUAUGCUGAAGAGAAUGUAACAUCGCUUUCAACUGUAUUACCUAUCGAUUUAGCACCAAAUGAGGAAUAUAGAUUGACAAUUUUUGCAAUGAAUGACCAGUUGUGUCACAGCGAUGAUGUCACUGUCCCAUUUUUUACUGGGCUAAUUUUGACCGAUGAUAGUACAUUACCAGUUGGCAGUGAUAAUCAUACCGAAGAUUUCUAUCAAAAAGAAUCAUACAAUGUAACCGAUGUGGAAAAUACCGAUAAGAAACCACCACUAAUUAACGAAAUACCAGAAAAAUCCCUUUAUUCACCCAUAAUUAUUUUGGCGACAACAUUUGCGCUUGUAACAGCUAUUUUAAUGGCUUGUUGUAUUGCAUAUUGUUUGGUGCGGAAAUUUUAUAAAAAUGGCAAAUCACAAAUUGAAAAGUCAUCAGUUAUACCUUGGGCAAUGGCUCAUUCCAGCCAUUCAAUGCUCGAAACAAACAUUCUCUAUCGUCAAACUAACAAUUUAGCUUCACAAAUUAACUUCGAAAUACCAUUUAAUCAAAUUCAGGUUGGAGGUAUCAUCGGACAAGGUGCAUUUGGUACCGUAUGUAUGGGUACAGCAUAUGGUGUAGAAGGUUAUAUUGGUCCAACAACAGUUGCCGUUAAACAAUUAAAAGCUAAUGCUGAUGAGAAUGAAAGGCGUGAAUUUUUAGCUGAAAUGGAUAUUAUGAAACAGGUUGGAAGACAUCCAAAUAUUGUUGCAAUGUAUGGUUGUUGUACAGAACCAAAUCAUCAAUGUAUGAUUAUGGAAUAUGUACCAUUCGGAGAUCUCAAACAUUAUUUGCAAAAUCUUCGAAAGCAAUUUGAUCGAGCGAUGGUAAAUAUGAAAUCAUCAUUUUAUGGUCAUGAUGCGCCAAUUAGUCCAUCAUUACCGCCAUCGAUGCAUUCAUCAUUUCUUUCAAAUUUGGAUGAUAAUUCACCACAUAACGAAACAUACCAUAUGGAUCCUAUUGAAUUGCAAAGUUUUGCUAUUCAAGUUGCUAACGGAAUGGCGCAUAUUGAAUCAUUGGGUAUUGUUCAUCGAGAUUUAGCUGCCCGAAAUAUCCUAGUUGGUCGUGGUAAUCAAUUAAAAAUAAGUGAUUUUGGUUUAUCACGACAUGGUGUUUAUGUUAAAACAAGUAAAGGUGUGAUACCACUUCGAUGGCUAUCAGUUGAAGCCAUUCAACGAAAUAUUUAUUCAACAAAAAGUGAUAUUUGGGCUUAUGGUGUCGUCUUAUGGGAAAUUUGUACUCUUGGCGGUUUUCCAUAUCCAACAGUUAGUGAUAAAGAUCUUCUAAAAUACUUACUUCAGGGUAAUCGCUUAGAGAAACCUGCAUCAUCUAGCAACGAAGUAUAUGAUGUAAUGAUUCAGUGUUGGUCACAUAAUGCAAAUGAUCGGCCAUCAUUUGCAUAUCUUUGUGAACAUCUUAGUGAUUUAAACAAUCAACAAUGUCCAUAUGUUGAAUUUGUUCCCGGUGAUACUCUACCACCACCUGAUGGUUACUGUGAAUUAAUUGGAAGACCAAUGACACAUACCGAUUUGUCAGCAAUUACCGAUUUAGAAACGACGGAAGUUGCUGAUGAGAGAUAA